Messenger RNA from Suillus discolor, 174 nucleotides. RefSeq lists its product as uncharacterized. Gene Ontology annotation, molecular function: monooxygenase activity; iron ion binding; heme binding. The transcript is spliced from 2 exons. NCBI's taxonomy places the organism in Eukaryota, Fungi, Basidiomycota, Agaricomycetes, Boletales, Suillaceae. The annotation marks the transcript as partial. The record is from RefSeq and is a predicted model, not a curated record.
GCACAAGCAGAGAUCGACCCAGUGGUUGGCCGGGAUCGCUUACCUACCUUUGAAGACAGAAUGUCACUACCAUAUCUAUGUGUUUUUGUAGGCGUCCCACAUGCCACCACGAGUGAUGAUACAUAUAAUGGCUAUUCCAUACCGAAAGGUCUGUUAUUCUUAUUCACUGAGUAC